Messenger RNA from Pistacia vera, 1203 nucleotides. RefSeq names its product F-box/kelch-repeat protein At2g24250-like. The record is from RefSeq and is a predicted model, not a curated record. The transcript has 2 exons. Bases 1 to 1203 code for a protein of 400 amino acids. NCBI's taxonomy places the organism in Eukaryota, Viridiplantae, Streptophyta, Magnoliopsida, Sapindales, Anacardiaceae.
AUGCUCCGUUUGCGCGCCGUCUGUCGUUCAUUUCGCGCCACAAUUCCUCUUCCUUCAGGACAAUACCCAUUCCCACACUCUAUUCUAGCCACCACCGACUUCCUCGAAGGCCCGUUCCCAGAUGAAGAAGACCACUUUGACUUCACUGUCUCCACUGUUUAUGCCAUCGAGCCCCUCAACAAAACCUCCCAUACCCACGAAGAAGAAACUCCUCAAACGUGGGUGGUCAGAGUCCAAGAGCGAAACCCAGGUAGAGUCCGAAUCAUUGAUCCAAUUUUUGGUUCAGAAUGUAAAGACUUGUCCGAUCACUUACCAAAGUCUUUAAAUUUGUUGGAUUAUCGGGUUACUGAAAUAACUAAGUCAUACCAACUUGUAUCAACUGAUGAACAGCAUAUUGUUGUGAAAUUGACAUUUUCAUCGUCUCUUGAUGAGAAUGAUGAUGAGUUUGCUGUUAUGGCGAGAGAUAAUGAUAUGAAAGAACUAGGAAUCUGGAGAAAUUUAGACAAGAAAUGGAGUAUAAUCGACAUGGGACUUCAAUAUCCUGAGGUCUUGGAGGAUAUUAUUUAUCAUAAUCACAAGUUUUAUGCUGUGCUCCCCAAGGGCCAUACUGUAACUGUGGAUCCUAAAUCUUUGGCUGUUACUGGAGUUGCAGAAAAGCUACAGUUGGAUUGGGAAUAUUGGAUGAUAUACUCGAUCGCGCUGAAUAAUGAUUUGUUUUUGAUUGUUCAGUUCCAGGAGUACGAUGAUUAUGAUGAGUAUAAUAUCGCAAUUUUUAAGCUUAAUGAAGAGAACCAAAAAUGGGUUCCAGUUGUGGAUGGAUCAGAGUUGGAAGAUAGAGUGUUGUUUGUGGGUAAAAGUAGUUGUGCAUAUUCGUUUUCGAUGAAGGAGGUCGCGGGUUGUAGGUUUUGGGGUCUUAAUUUUGUGUCGUUCCGAUUUCCGAAGAGAAAAUGGCUGAUAUGUGUAUGUUUGUAUAUAUGGUUGUUAACUUCAAAGACAGGCAAGAGCUCACUGUCAAUACUGGGGAGAAACAGAGAAGAGGCAGCGGAGAUGAUAGUGAGGAAACAUCCCAAGCUUGAUGCUAUGAUGGUUAAAGAAGGAAGCAUAGUGAACAUUUGCGGAUAUGGUUUGAUUGUCAGUCGACAACCAUGGAAGGGUGAAGCGAAUGCCGCCAAUCAAGCAGAGAAUGGUGAAAUGAAUACUUGA